UCAAACUCCUAAGAUGGCGGCGGCGGCGGAAGAGCGGAUGGCUGAGGAGGGUGGCGGCGGCCACGGUGACGGCGGCUCCUCUUCGGCUGCUGGCUCUGUUCAGCGACAGCCCCCUUUGCCCCCGCCCCAGCCCCCUCAGCCGGGGUCCCAGGCGCCUCCAGCCCCGGCGCUGGCUCCGGACCAGCUGCCUCAAAACAACACGUUGGUGGCGCUGCCCAUCGUAGCCAUCGAGAACAUCCUCAGCUUUAUGUCCUACGACGAAAUUAGCCAGCUCCGCCUGGUUUGUAAAAGAAUGGACUUGGUCUGUCAGAGAAUGUUGAAUCAGGGAUUUCUCAAAGUGGAGAGGUACCAUAAUCUAUGUCAGAAACAAGUUAAAGCACAACUUCCAAGGAGAGAGUCAGAAAGGAGAAACCAUUCUUUAGCCCGCCAUGCAGACAUACUUGCUGCUGUGGAAACCAGGCUGUCGCUGUUAAAUAUGACUUUUAUGAAGUAUGUGGAUUCCAAUCUCUGUUGCUUCAUCCCAGGAAAGGUAAUUGAUGAAAUUUAUCGUGUAUUGAGGUGGGAGUUUGACACAUGUAUAAAACCUAAGGUUUUGGUAAGUACCAUAAUUGAAUAAAAGCACAAGCUUAUUGCCUUUUUUUAUCCGUCCAACAUGACAUGGUUAUGCAUCCUUUCGGUUAAUCUUACCAAAUGGAACUUUCCUAUCUGUUUUUAGUUCUGUCCUUUCAUAAUACUGUCCUUAGAUUUUGAUCAUUUCUAUGUCUAACUUUGAAACUCCAUUUACAAUGUAGUAUGUUUUCAAUGAAAAACCACAAAGUAACAUCCAAGUGUUUAAUGGUUUGUUGGGAAGGUAAUUUAAAAAUAAACAGUUUCCUAAAAACAUUUUGUCAGCCAAGGUCAUCCAUAAAAGUCCCAUGUCUGGAACUUAUUUUCUCAGCAGGUCUCAUUUUUGUAAUCAUAGGAUUUAGCCAUAUUGCCAUAACUUUGGAGGAGGCCUACUGGAAUACUCACGGCAUAACUUUAAUAGUCUGCUUUUCUGAUAAUAAGAAAAUGUUUUUUAUGUAUCAGAGUACAGGUUUACAAAGUAUGAUCUUUAUGCAUCAAAGGGAGAUGCCUCAGAUUAUGUCUUUAUAAUUAUUAAAAGUUUCCUGAAUUUCUUUUCAAAACUACAUCUGCGUAGCAUAAAUGUAUGUAUAGUCUUCCACUAGUUAACAUGAAUAUAUGGCUUUCAUAAUGAGCACUCACUAUUAGAGAGAAACUUUCUGUUCCAAACAUAGAUUUCUACAGCAUAUGCUCUAUUCCCUUGUUUGUAAACUUGAGCUGCACUUGGUGCAUGAAUAUUCAUGACUAGGAGAAUAAAGCAGUACAGUUGACAGUUUAAGUCUUAGAAUUGUUAAAACAUGUUAGGAUAUUGCCUUCACCAUUUAUCUUAUUGGGUAGCUUUUAAACUUGCUUUUGGAUACCAUAAUUGUAUUUAGGGUUCUACAAAUCACAAAUUACUUUGAUCAGCUAAAAUUAACAUGUUAUGAAAAAAUUAUAAACCUAAGAGAGAAUGUUAGUAAUUUAAAUGUUGUGGGUUGUUAAGACAAAAAUUUCAUAAAGUAUCUCCAUCAUCUUCCUUGGCCACUUUUCAAAGACUUCUGAGUCACUUUUAUGUAUAAAUUUAUUAUAGUACAACACUACACACGUGGAUAAAAAUGUGAAAAGACAUACAUAAGAAAUGAAGAAUACUGGCCACACCCCCUCACCCUGACUGGAUCCUCUGCUUAUCUAACCACAUGGAGGGCUUACUCGGUUUUCACACAUCCUGAGCUAAUACAAAACCUGCUGUUUUUCAACCAUCUUUUUUGAUGUACAGCGCCUGGAAAUAAUGGGGCAAAUGCAAAUGUAUUCCGAGUAACCCUACUGUUGUAAGGACUAUUGGGGUGCCAUCAGGUCUAAAGCCACUGGUUUUGGAAGCAACAUUUUGGUAAAAAUGUUUUUUUGGAGUACUGAACUUUACAGGGGCUUGCCUUAAUCUCUAUUUAGUAGUUUCAAGAUGUGUGUGCUAUUCUAUAUGUUAAAAUGUUAAAAUGUUCUAUGUAACCCCAAAAGUGGGUUAAACAGAGUAUAAGUAAUUCCUAAAUAAAUAAGCUAAAAGGUGUCACUACAGCUGGAUUUUUGAGAGCAAAUGAACAUGAAAAUAGGCUAUGCGUCAUAAAAAUAAUGGCACCUUAGGAUUGCACUAUUUCAUGCAUUAUUUUAUAAGCCAUUUCAUAGCCUGCACUUUAAUCUCCAAAGAAAUGUGUGGUGUCCUAGUUCCCUAUUAGUAGACUUUUUCCUAAGAUUGGGCACUUAAUUCUAUUUUACUAUACUGAAUUAGUUUCUUGGAGGUGGAUUCUUUUUUGAGUUCUCCAUUUCCUUGGCCAUAAUAUUUUUUAGGAUCUGGGAACUCCCUCUUACCUAUUUCCAACAGAAUAUAAUUUUAAUUUAAUGUAAUAUAAAUCUCAUACUUGGUGAUCAGCACAUGCUUAUAUCCUCUUCUAGCAGUGAGUAGCCAUAUCAAACCCUCUAAAAAUACAAGAUUUCAGGACAGGAAUAAAAGGCCUGAAAGGAAAUGCCCUGAAUUGAUGCAAAUGCUUAGAAGUGACUGAUUCUAACUGGAAACCCAAUUUGAUAAGCUGUCCAGUUCUUUGACUUGGGAUCUACCUGAAUUCCUUUAAUUGGUAUGCAGAAGGUUAAGUUAAAACUACUUAAACUUUAGAAAUUAUUUUCAACAAAUGCUAAAUCUACAAAAUGACACUAGCAUGUAGUUGCUGCCUACCAAGAUCUCACUUUGAAUAGCAAAACACUUAAAUGGGUGAUACUAUGACAGCCUCAAGUAAUGUUGGCCUUUUGCAACUUCCUAAGAAUCUUGGUUCAAUCUCUAAAGUUCAAACAUUAAAUCCAAGUUUUUCAUGCUGUGUCUGAGGAAAACUACAAGGUUUAGGAGCAUAUCAAUCUAUUGGGUCUAUUGCCAAAGUCUAGUGGUCCGUAUUCAAAACUACCAAAAGGUUAGAAGUGUUUAAAAUUCCUUUAUGUGGUACCAUGUCUGUUUACCUAUGCUUAUGAGCAACAAUAAGUCACUAGUUUACCUUCUGGAUUUUAAUUGUUAUAACCUAAUCAAUUACUGGAAAGUGAAAAACACCUCCUGGUCACACAAUAGGGUACGGAAAUAAAUGUGUUGUUACCAGUACUACUUGUUUUCUUUGUAUUUCAUGCACAAGAAUUUGCAACUGUACCCCUAAUGUGACUUGACUUUUUUUGGUUGCAGUUUUUUGAGUUUCACUGUGUAGCCCAGGUGGCUUCAAACUCGUGAUCUUCCUGUCUCAGACUCCUUAAUGCUUGGAUUAUAGGUGUAUACCACUAUGCUCAGCUAUAGCUACUGUCUUGAAACACUGUACUGUGUGUUUUACACAUUAUUGUAGUCCUUCCUCACAGCCUCCUUGAA
Molecule: messenger RNA, 3469 nt
Organism: Castor canadensis (American beaver)
Lineage: Eukaryota; Metazoa; Chordata; Mammalia; Rodentia; Castoridae
Source: RefSeq, a predicted model, not a curated record